AGAAAAAGCGUCACACUCUGGCCGCGAGACCACAGAAGAUAUUUCAUAUUGACUCGUAAGAUAAAGCGCAUCAAACAGCUGCAGUAACCCUGAUCCACACGACACCAUGGCCUCCAACAUCGAUGAGAUGACGGUGGCGGUCGAUCUGACGCCGUUUGAGGCCGAGCACUGGAUUGAGCACGGGAUCGAGCCGAUCGAUUUAGAACAGAUCGGGGACAAGGACUUUUUGAACCAGCACGAGAAGAUCGACAAGCUUUCCGCGCAGGCACAUUACCAGGCGGAGGACAAAACGGAUGAGUUUAUCGUGGAUUUGAUCAACACGCACGAGAAAAUCCCGGUGUUGAUCCACAAUUUGGUCACCAUCGAGACCUGGAAGGAAUUUGUCCUCUUCAACGGGGACAAGACAAAGACCGGGACAAGUUCUAGCGCGUCAUCUACUUCGAGUUCUUCCUCCUCCUCGAAGAAAAAAUCUGCAAACGAAGACUGCAGCUUCUUCAAGGAACACAUCGCCGGGCUCUCUUCCCUGCGCUCCUACGUUCCGGUGUACGCGGAAGCGAGCCUGAUUUCCUUGCUGGAGAUGUGUCUCUACCACAGCCAGUCCUGCGACACGGCGGGGGAUUCAUUGGUAUAGAUUUACUUACAUAAGAAGGUGCUGAUGUUUGUCAUGCAUAAAGUUCAGUCUAGGAUAGUGUUUUGCCUCGAUCCUCUACAUGACAAGUUUUCAUCUAUGAUUAUCAAACUUUAUCAGGUCGACCUGGUGGAUUACGUGUACCGCAAACUGACCUACCUAGUCCAAGUGCCCAACAAGGACCUCUAUUCCUGGCCGCCGAGCUAUGGAAGCGUCAGAACCGAAAUCGUCAAAGUUGAAAUAGUUUGUGAUGCAUAAAAUGCAACGCAAAAAUUGCCCCUAUUGCAGAGGACGCAAGGGAUGCAGAUUGCAAGCGUGUUUAGGUGUAGAAAUUGAGCUGCUAAAGUAGCACGACAAAAGGCGUCUUCCUUACCCAAACAGCAUUACGAACUGGAUUUCAUCAGUUCCACCCAAAUUUGUCAUGCGCCACUUGAAAACUAGGCGCCAACUAGUAUCCGUUUUAUGCAUCACAAACUAUUUCAACUCUGACGGUUUCGAUCCCGACACUCCCAUACGAGCUCCGCGAAGGAGGCCAUGGCGAAAUCGGAGGUGGAGUGCUUGGACGAACAGUACAAGGACAUCGAAUUCCAAAUCUGCAUGAGCGCGUUGAACGUGUGCCGCUACUUGACCGACCACCGACAGCAUUUGCCGAUCACGUUGACGACGAGAUUAUUGGACAACCACGACGUACUGCUGACCUUAGUCCCUUUGAUGGAAAAAGCGCCCUGGGUGCGGAAGAGACGAGGGGAAUUCGAAAAGUUCGACAAAAACGAGUGGAAAGUGGUAUAGGAUGUUUAUGCGGUUGAUGUUCUUGUUUACCGAAAUGUUUCUGUGUCAUUCAGCAUGAGCGUGCUGCAUCACAGAGGAGCGUAUACUUUGCUUCUGUAUGCAUGACAAAUGCUCCGAGAGUGGAUGCAUUUCGAAUGGACGCAUGCUCCGAGAGUGGAUGCAUUCCGUAUACUUUGCUUCUGUAUGCAUUUCGAAUGGACGGCUUCGCAGCUACGUUGUGAUCGACAAACUGAGAUCGACGAUAAUAGUUGCGUUGCUGGUCCUGUGCCAGUCGCGGGGCAUGUUCGGGUGUUCCGGGCUGUGCAAUGCGCACCCCUCGGACCCCGCACCCCCCCGGGCUCAGUAGCGCAGUCUGUUAAGCAUGACAAAUGCUCCGUACAUUUUUACUGUAUCAGAUCCACGAGGACGAUCUGUGCACGCUUCCCAAGCUGUCCUCCCAACUGUGGCUGACGAUUUACAACCUGGUGAUGGACCCGCAGUGCCUAUGCAUUGCAAAUAUGUCUGGGUCUGGAUGAAACUUGUGACGCAAAUCUGCGAAUUGUGGGCGCACUGCCAUAUGCAGCCCAGCAUGACAAGUUUUUGCGCUGCAGUGUGUUUCGUUUUUCGCAUGACAAACUGCGUUUUUGCAUCACAGGCAAGAGGCCCUUUUCCUGCUCAUGCAUCACAGAUUUAAGAGUCAUGCCAGACAAGCAUCACAAACUUGCACUUUUCCAGACCCAGACAUAUUUGCAUGUGAUAGUGCCGACAGCGGUACGAUAUGCGCUCGCACCGGAAGGAUAAUUUGUUGAAAUUACGACGGUUCCUGAACGAAAUCGUGUUUGACCAAAUACCACCGCUGGUAGAGUUACUCCGGACGUUGGAAGAGCUGUCCAUCACCGGGCACUACACGCAGAUGACGCAACCCACGCUGCCCGGACAGCAGAGAGGUACUAGGGUUUUGUGUUUUUUUCUUCAGGUACUUGUACUAUAGCGCCGUUACAGUGCAUGACAGAUGCGGUUAUUUCUCAUGCGUAUGUUGAUUGCAUUCCAACUUCACGUACACAGACAACACCGACCAAAUUUCCUCUGCCUUUUUCGUGGAACUGGUGGCCGAGAUUCGGGAGGCGCUGCUACAGACCUACAAGGGCCAGUGGAAGCAGAUCGCGACGCAGUAUGCAUUGCAGAAGUAUUGUACUACGUAUAAAUUGCAGCCGCGCAUGACAAAUCUAGUUUCUGUACCUAAUUCAGCAUUACAAAUCCCACUUUUGUUCUUCACAGAAUUUGUCAUGCGAUUUCUACGUAGUGCUAGUGCGAUGCUUUUGUAAUGCAUACACAGCAGAUGGAGACGAUUUUCACCAAGGAAACGAAGGAGGAGAUGCAGAGACUGCAGGACAUGAUCGCCAUCCCGCGGUUGGAGGAGGAUCCGGAAAACGAGCAUUUGUUGAAAAACGAAAUAUGCAUUGCAAAUAUGUGGUCGGCGCCUGGAAACUUGUAAUGCAGGUCAGCGAAUAGUAUGUAGUGAGGUCACCGAACGGUUCUAACCGGGGAGUUUUUUUGACAUAUACCCUGAAAAACGACCGGCAGUUUUCAAGCGGCCGGAAGCGUUCUUUGACAUAAAAGAUUUCCAAUUAUUAAGCGGCCGGGGCUUUGAAGUCAAACAAGCCCGGUCGAAAACUAUCGAUUCGCACUUGAUAAAACGACGCAGGGGAGCCGGCAAAAGGGGCGCCCUUCUGCGGCGCCCACCGCCUUGGUUUCUGGCGGUUUGGGCCGCCCAAAAAGGGGCGCGCAAAAAACUCGCCCAAAGUCAGAACAGCGAAACAGCAUGGCACGGCCGCGAUUUUGGAGCAUUUUGGGCGGCCGCGAAAGCGGCCGCCUUUUCGCCGGUUUCAGAGCCUGGGAAGCUUUGCAAAAAGCGCCGGAGGGAAAUAUAGAAACGCGAAAAAGAAAAAGCGCCCCGGACGCGCAAAGCCAAUCCGCAUGCUAUGGGCCCGAUUUUCCUUCGCUUUUUGGGCGCCCCCCGUGGCGCCCGGAUCGGCUCCAUAGCAUGGGGGCUAGCUUUCGGAAAGGAAUUUCGGAGAUUUGCCAAAGGCUGCGACGUUUAUCGAGCGGCCGCCAUACCGUGCGGCCUAACGUUACUCACGGCGGCAUGGCGAGCCCAAAAAAAGCAAGGCCGCGGCCAAGGCGAUGGCCGGCAAGAAAACGCCCACAACCUCACUACCUCCGCCCCGGCGGCUAUAUUUGGUAAGCACACUGUACUAAUUCACCGCCAAGCAUGACAGAUUUUUUCGUGUCUCUGUGUUGUGUAGUCCGCAUGAGAAACUGCGUUGAUGCAUGAUAAAUAUUAGACCAGUGGAACUCUACUUUGUGGCCACGCAAUACAGAGCUCAGAGUCAAAUGCCAGACUAGCACGACAAAUCUCGCAAUAUUUCCAGACGCCGACAUGUUUGCAAUGCAUACGAACAGUUUGGCGACGACAAAAAAUCCAUGGACGAGUGGAUCAAAGAGGUUGCGAAGGAACGGGGAAUCGAUAUGGACGACGUGGAGAACGCGAAGGUUGGUGAUGGUUCGGAUUCAACCGCUAAGGGAGUACAAAUGUCAACUUCUAAAAGUGAAGAAGACACGACCGGAACAAGUUGUAAUACUAGAGCCGCACCUCCGGUCGUGAAAGAGAAGGAGAAGCUUGUGAAGCAGGCUUCCGUCGUAGGAGGUACUGGUGGUGGGGGAGGGAAGGCGAGUAGUCAUGAAAAAAUUCCGUUGAGUUCUUACGAAGAUGUGAAUGCGAUGGAUUAGUGGGGUUUGUUGAUUCAUCGGAAAAGAGAAUCUAGCUCCAAAACGAAAAGUAUGCUGAAAGUAGAAAGCGACAGCAAAUAACGCAUGUAAGUGCUUUG
This is a messenger RNA of Amoebophrya sp. A120, 4284 nucleotides long. The record is from the annotation of a GenBank genome assembly. NCBI's taxonomy places the organism in Eukaryota, Dinophyceae, Syndiniales, Amoebophryaceae.